Molecule: messenger RNA, 1498 nt
Organism: Formica exsecta
Lineage: Eukaryota; Metazoa; Arthropoda; Insecta; Hymenoptera; Formicidae
Product: tRNA:m(4)X modification enzyme TRM13 homolog
Exons: 5
Coding region: 161-1390 (409 amino acids)
Biological process (GO): tRNA methylation
Source: RefSeq, a predicted model, not a curated record
AAAAAGUGAAUCGUGGCGUCAUCUAGCAGCGAAGAGAUGGAAAUAUCUUCAAUCUACAUGUCGCUCUACAAUGUUGAAGACUGGCAAAUCCUAUAUAACCUGUGAAAAAUAAAAAUUAUUCUCAAGUAAGGAAUAUCCAGUCCUUUAUUAGAUAAAGAGUAUGGCAAACGGUAGUCAUUGCAUGUACUUUGUCAAACGGAAAAAACGUUUCUGUCGCAUGACGGUGGGCGAGGGCAAAAAUUAUUGCGGCGAGCAUCAACAAAACAUCGCCGAUUCCGACGAUACUGGUGACAGGAGAGUAAAGUGUCCACUGGAUCCCACGCACACGUGUUACCAGUCAAAGCUGACGAAGCAUCUGGGCGUGUGCAACACCAAAAGAAAUUUGGAUGCGCAACCUGCGUUUAUAGUCAAGGGUAUCAACUUGGACGAGGAGACUAUGGUGGCGCCACCGCAUGUACCGUUGUCUCAGCUCGAUGAAUCUGUUUUGGAAACGGUGAUAAGAAAGAUCCAUUCUGCCUAUGACAAACUACCAGACUUUUCUCAAGCGAUACUACAGCACGACGUGCUGAAAAACAAAUUGAGGGACGAGACCUGCGGGAGUAACGUUAGAAAACACUUGCUCCAAAACGCAUCUCUACUUGGACAUUUGGAGCAAGCUGGUCUCGUGCAGGACAAUACCUGUUUCAUUGAAUUUGGGGCAGGAAAAGCUUUAUUAACAUACUGGCUGGGGCAGAUCAUAAAAAACAAAUCGAACUCUUGCGUCUUACUAGUCGACCGUUCGAGUCAUCGGCACAAGGGAGACAAUAAACUUAGGAGGGAAGAGAAUCGUCUCGUAAUAAAAAGGGUGCGCGCCGAUAUUGCCGAUUUGCAAUUGAACAAGAUCUUGGAAAUCCACACAAUCAAAUAUAAAGUCGGGAUAGCGAAACAUCUCUGCGGGACAGCCACUGACUUGGCGAUACGUUGCUUGGCGAAGUCAAUAAACAACGAGCCUAAGGUCGAUGUUCGCGGCUUAGUCCUCGCAUUUUGCUGCCACCACAAAUGCGAAUAUUCGUCUUACGUAGGCAGAGAAUAUCUGCGACAAUGUGACUUCACCGCAAAUGAGUUCUCGGUUUUACGCAGCAUAGUUAGUUGGGCGACCUGUGCUCCUCGUUUAAAAAAUAACGUUAAACCGCAACACGAUUCCACCGUCCGGUACGACGGGCAGGAUAAUGUCAGCUGGUCUUCAAAAUUAGACGAACGCGAAAUUAUCGGACGCAAGGCUAAGACGCUGCUGAAUUGGGGUCGUUUGUCAUUUCUGCAAAGUAUUGGAUUUCAGGCCGAGCUAUUUUAUUAUACUACCACCGAAGUUUCGCCAGAAAAUAUGUGUAUUGUAGCUACUCGAAAAUCAUGAUCAUCGUUACCGCAACAUUUAUUGUUAACGUAAUCUUAAUCUUUUCAAUUUUCAUUUCUAAUAGUUAUUAUUUCCUCGUCAGCAAUAAAUAUCUUUUUUAUAUAAUUU